ACUAAUCACUUUAUUUUGUACUUGUGUGUCAGUGUGAUCUGUGUGUAUAGAAUUGAAGAGAAAAAAUGGGAAGAGCUCCUUGUUGUGAUAAAGCCAAUGUGAAGAGAGGGACAUGGUCUCCUGAAGAAGAUGCAACUCUUAAAUCCUAUCUCAAUAAACAUGGCACUGUUGUCAACUGGAUUUCUUUACCUCACAAAGCAGGCCUUAAUAGAUGUGGAAAGAGUUGCCGUUUACGUUGGCUCAAUUAUCUCCGACCAAACAUCAAACAUGGUGGUUUCACUCCUGAAGAAGAUAACAUCAUCUUCACUCUUUAUCAAACCAUUGGCAGCAGGUGGUCUGUGAUUGCUUCACAUUUGCAUGAAAGAACAGACAAUGAUGUGAAGAACUACUGGAACACAAAGCUCAAGAAGAAAGUUCUUCAUCAAAUCUCUUCUCCUCCAUCAUCACAAAGUUUAAUGAUCACUCCAAACAUUAAAGUUGAACAAAAGGACACUACUUCUUUGAUUCAAGACUACCAUGACUAUAAUGAUUUAUUGCCGGAGAUGACCUCAUUGUCAUCGGUUUCAGUGGGGAAUAAUGGCAGUAGUAACACUAGUGGUAGCUUUGUUGGUUGGUCUUGUAAUGGAGUAGUAGAAGAUGAUCAUGAUGUUUUGUUCACUGAGUUUGGGUUUGAGUCAUCUCUCAAUGAACUCCUUGCUGGUUAGAAUGGUCUCUCUUGUAUAUAACUCUUUUAGUGGUGUUCAUUUUUUCAAGUUUGGUGGUGUCACUCUUUUGUAUUGAUGUUGUUGUUUUUCUUAAUUAAUAUUAUGGAUAAUUAAAUCACCGCACAUCAUUUGUUUA
Molecule: messenger RNA, 840 nt
Organism: Dioscorea cayenensis subsp. rotundata (Guinea yam)
Lineage: Eukaryota; Viridiplantae; Streptophyta; Magnoliopsida; Dioscoreales; Dioscoreaceae
Product: transcription factor RAX2-like
Exons: 3
Coding region: 66-704 (212 amino acids)
Source: RefSeq, a predicted model, not a curated record